Messenger RNA from Pocillopora meandrina, 483 nucleotides. NCBI's taxonomy places the organism in Eukaryota, Metazoa, Cnidaria, Anthozoa, Scleractinia, Pocilloporidae. The record is from the annotation of a GenBank genome assembly.
UCAAAUGUUUACGAAGAUUUUCUUGAUGCAAUUUCGAGGGGUACAAAGGACGAUGUGGAGCGAUUUUUACGGCAAGCGAAUUCAGACGAGUGCAGGGAUAGUCGAGACGAAGAUCCAACAUGUGUGUCUCACAAGCGACAACUUACGAAAGCCCUCGAAGACGAAGAUGCUGUCACAGUUUGGAAAUUAAUAGCAAGAGCUAAAGAGUCGGAGCUCAAGACGAUAGAAAACCUAAACAAGACAUGCGAAACUGUAGCAGAAAAUGAGUGCCUGAAAGAGAAAGGGCUGAUCAAGUAUCUUUGGGAAAGCUACGCGGCCAAAUCAGAUCUGCUAGAGGACGUGAUACUUCCGCUUGUAUAUUCCGAGAAAGCAGGCCACCACAAACUGAAUUUCAACACGAAGAAGAACAACAGUGGAUACGUAUACUUUCUGAUCCACUCUACAUUGGUUUGGAAUGGCUAUGGAGAAAUAAUUCACAGCUGA